Molecule: messenger RNA, 748 nt
Organism: Ictalurus punctatus (channel catfish)
Lineage: Eukaryota; Metazoa; Chordata; Actinopteri; Siluriformes; Ictaluridae
Gene: pam16
Product: presequence translocase associated motor 16
Biological process (GO): protein import into mitochondrial matrix
Cellular component (GO): TIM23 mitochondrial import inner membrane translocase complex
Source: RefSeq, marked provisional
AAAAGGAGCUGAAAUAUGGCGAGGUAUCUGGCUCAGAUCGUGGUGAUGGGAGUGCAGGUGGUCGGCCGGGCUUUUGCACGCGCGUUACGACAGGAGUUUGCAGCUAGUCAGGCUGCAGCGGAGGCGAGAGGAAGCGCAGGUAAGCAGUCGGCUGCAGUUUCCAGCUUCACUGGGAUGAGUCUACAGGAAGCACAGCAGAUUCUGAAUGUAUCAACACUGAACCCAGAGGAAAUCCAGAAAAGUUAUGAACAUUUGUUUAAAGUAAACGACAAAGCGGUUGGUGGCUCUUUCUACCUGCAGUCUAAGGUGGUGAGGGCUAAGGAGCGUCUCGAUGAAGAGCUUGCAAUUCAGAAGCAAGACAAUCCACCAGAGCAGAAACAGCCACACAUGAGUUCUGUUGUUCAUCUAUUUCCCUCUGUCCCUCCACUGUAAAUAAUGUCCUUGCCUAAAUAAAGCUUCAUCCUUUUAUUUAGUAUCAUUGCACAGACAAAAAUAUUAUGUACAAAAAUUGCAGAAAGAAACCAUCUGUUCUAUGUGUCAGCAAAAUAGAUUAUGCUUAAUAUGCUGAUUCUCUAGUCAAAAUUGGCCCUAUUGAAUUCAACCAUUACCCUCUUUUCCUCCUGUCUUCUCCUGUACAGCUUUUCAUUUCUACCAAUACUGAAGUAGGAAUCAAAAAAAGAAGAUGCAGUGCAACUUAAUAUAUCAAAUGCAAAUUUAUUAAACACACUUGUUUUCAUUGACAUCAAAA